Molecule: messenger RNA, 2673 nt
Organism: Blepharisma stoltei
Lineage: Eukaryota; Ciliophora; Heterotrichea; Heterotrichida; Blepharismidae
Source: the annotation of a GenBank genome assembly
AUGGAUUUCAAUUUUGAAUGACUUGAUAAUGAUCCUAUAGAAACCAUAGAAUCUCCUAACUCCAUCAGGUCAGAAGAAGAGAUUUCUAAAUGAAGCACUGAGGAAAAUUUGACAGAAGUUCGAAGAGCAAUAACCAUAUUAAACAAAGGCUUCCCAUCUCAAAAAUUGUCAAUAUUAAGCAAUCUUCACAAAAUAUUAACUGAGUCUAUGAAUGAGAAAUUAAUUGAAAUCAUAAAUGUACACGUUAUAUAGAGUGAAAUACUCUCAUGAGCAGAAGAUAUGCAAGUUGAAACAGGCAAAAGCUUAAGGCUGGCAAUUGAAAAUGAGUCUUACCCAAUCCAGAAUAUCUCAAUAAUCUCUGAAAUCUGUAUAUCCAUUCUCAGUCUAUGGUCUUCCAAAAUCCACGAAGCAUGAGUACCUGUUUUUGAAGAAAUCAUAAAAAAAGCCCCAUCAGACCUGGUAGCCCGUUUAUUUAUCCCAGCUUGCAUUGAAUUUUCUGAAUACUCACAACCAGAAGGUCUAAGAAAAUCAAUUACAAGCAUGAUAGGAUUUUUAGCUGAAAAAUCCGAAAAUUAUAUCACAGACGAUUUGCUAAAAAGAGUGUUUUUGUUAGCCCAAGACCCAAGCCACGAGAUACGAGAAUCCAUGGCUAAAAAUUUGCAUAAAAUCUGUAGAGCGCUUGGAGAAGAAAAAACAGAAAAUUUAAUUUUUGAAGAAAUAGCCAAAUUAGCUGAUGAUGAAGAGCCGACUGUAAGAAGUGAAGCCAUGGGACUUUUAAUAGAAAUUGUGGAUAUGCUGCCAUUUGAUUUUACAAUAAAUAAUGUUUUACCGAUAUUGCAAAGAGAAUUAACUCAGCCAAGCAGCAGGGCUGUAAAAAGAGAAUUAGCCAAGAGAUUUGGACAGAUGAUAGUAAAGCUUGAAGGAGAGCUGCAAGAAGAGGAUUUCAAAAGAAAUGCUUUUAGGUUCUAUAGAACAAUGUGCAGUGACGAAGAUGAGUUUAAAAGACUCGCUGCUAUAAAUUUCCCAGGAGUCUUAAUGACUCUUGGCCCUCAGGAGUUCAAUUUUGAACUAAAUGGGAUUCACAGCAAGCUCUGCAUGGAUCCUGAUGAUGAUACGAGGAGUAUUAUGGCGACGAGCCUGCAUGAAAUCGCAAAAAUACUAGGGGAAAAAUCAUUGCAAUUAGAAGAAACCUUAUUCUACUUGCUUCUAGAUAAUGUGAAAUGGAAAUUAUUGGUAAACUUAGAUGUUGUCCUAUCUUUUAUGCAUAGCGAUGAAAUAAAGCAUAAAGUCUAUGAAGAAAUGUGUGGAUUUUUAGCAAAAGUUAAAAACUCUAGAUUUCAAAUGAUGCUAUUAAAUUCGCUUAAAAAAGUGCUGAAGUUUUUCAAAGUAAACGAAUUUAUACUGGAAAUUUUUCCAAUCAUGAUAAAUUUUAUGAAGGCUGGAGCUUGAAAUGUAAAAAAUAAAGCAGCUGAAAUUGCGGCUGAGAUUAUAAAACUGGUUUAAUGCCAAAUGGCCUGCAUUUUUGAUAUAGUGCGACAUUUCCUAUGGGAAAAUUUGUUCGAAGCAUUCUUGACACUGAGACAUUUGAUCGAAAAACUGUUAAAUUUCGACAAAUGGUAGCUAUUUAAAAAUUUUCUUAGAUGGUACGAUCAUUAGACCUGCACCCUAUAAAACUUACUUAUUAUAAAGACAAGAAGAAUGAACUUUGCCAAACUUGCAUCCAAACAUUAUGCAAUUCACCAAAAUCCACUGACAGAAUAAUCUUUAUCGAACUCUCCAUUGGCAUAUAUAAAUCAUGCUCAAACUUUUUCUUCAAAAAGCACUUCCUUCAACCAAUUUUAUCAUUAGAAAAAGACCCAAUCAAAUCAGUCAAAAUAAAAAUUGCUCAAAGCUUGCCAAAAUUUAGAAAAACUCUAUUAGAAGAAGAUAUAGAUCUAACUCCCUCUCCAUAUGCUAGAAAAACUCAAUUUUUUGAAAAUAAAUUUCCUGAGUGAGAAAAAUUUUAUAAAAUAUUUGGUAUGUUGCUAUAAUUAUUAUCAUUACCUAAUACUGUUGAAAAAAAAAAAACCGCUUGAAUUCUAAACAUAAAUUUUGUAAAUUAAAUUAAUUUUUUUUGAACAUUUUAAAUCUCAAAAUAUUCAAUUUUUAUAAAAUAUUAGCUCUUUAUAAUCGAGCAAAAUUUUAUUUUUCUCUCACACAGGGUGAGUAAGCAAGAAAAUAAGCAAUAUAUUAGAAUAUUUAGCUGAAGACCCAAGCAAAACUAUCCAAGAUAUUGCGAUUAAUUCUCAGAUGAAUAUUAUGAGUAUCGGAUAUUACAAAAAAUUAAGCUCUCAAAAAUAUGUCAAUAGAGAAAGAGAGAAGAAAAAAUACGAAGAUUCGCAAGAAAUUCAAGAAAUAAAAGAAGCUGAAGAGCUUAAAAAGAAAGCUGUUGAUGACUUGACAAAUAAAGCAAGAGUUGCAUAUACAAUGGCUCAGAGGCUUAAAAAUGCAUCAAAUCCAAGGAUUUAUUCAUCAACUUCACCACUUGCAGGAAGAAAUAGAAUGGAAAGGAAAAGUGUUGUGGGGAAAAUUGAUGUGCCAAAGUCUCCAUUAAGAGCUGGAUCGCAAUUAGACAGGUUAAGAAGAGGAAGCCCUUUGUUAUUAACCUCAAGGAAAAAUAAGGUUAGUAGAUAA